Molecule: messenger RNA, 2393 nt
Organism: Phalacrocorax carbo (great cormorant)
Lineage: Eukaryota; Metazoa; Chordata; Aves; Suliformes; Phalacrocoracidae
Source: RefSeq, a predicted model, not a curated record
AUGUCUCCUGCUUGCUUCCGGCAGGUAUCGGAGUCCCCCACCAGGACAGAGGAGCCCGGGCAUGCACUGGAGGCUGGCAGAGGGCACAUGGCUCAUGUGGGGAAGGAAGCCAUAACCGUCACCCUCCAUGGUGUGAGCAACCUGCCAGCCACGAGGGAGGGCCAGGUGCCAUGGCCAUACGUUGUCGUUAAGACCAGCAGAGGGGAUGAGCAGAAGCCAGAGGUGACCCAUGCAUCCUCAGUGCCCACCCAUGCACCCAUCUGGGAGGAGAAGUUGAUGGUGGAAAUGGAUGCUGAAGAUGCGGGCUGGGUAGCCCUGACUGUCACUGUGGCAGACAAAGCCACCAAGGAGGCAUGGACCUUCCAGCUGCUGGUGCAGCACCUCCAGCCUUUCCAGCCCUACCACUGCAGGCUGGUGCUGCCAAGGGCGCAAGACCCCGCAGGGAUCGUCCUGUAUGUCACCAUCAUCUGCAAAGGGAGUUUCAUCCCUCACUGUGAUGGACUCAGCUAUGUGGCCUUGGAGGUGCUGCUGCAGGGGCUGUCAGCCCCCCUGGCCAACCCCAUCAGGGCCAUCGUCGCGGUAGCCAGGGUCAUGACCAAUGUUCAUGAGUGCAAGCACCACAUGGAGAAACAUCCCAUCGCCUGGCCCGGCAUCUGCACCACCACAGUCACAUUCCCGGACCCUCCGGCAGCAGCCUUCAGCAUUACCCGAGCUGCAAACCACGGCUGCCCACAAAUGUCCCAACCAGCUGGGUCCCCAGAGCAGCCGACAUGGGACACCUCCUUCCUCUUCCAAGGCCAAGACAUGGCCACCAUCUUCUCCAAAGACACCUCCCUGGUGAUUGAAUAUUACCCUUACAAAGCCAUUGAGUCUGGGGACGUCACUGGGGAUGCUCUUCCUCAUCCUUGGGAUGCUCCAGGCACCCUCAUUCCAAUGGGAUACUCAGUGCUGCCCCUCACCAGCCAUGUUUUCCAGGAGCUGGCAGCACACAGCAGCAGGAUGUGCAUGGAUGGCCUCGCUAUGCAGGGCACGGACCUCAAAACCACGUCUGGGGCCAUCCCAACCAUGGGGCUCUGCCUGCAGCUCCUUCGAUCCCAGAGACCGGCAACAUUCCUGACUCUGUCAGGCAGCAGUGCCCUCCCCAGCCUGGAUCCCACUGCCACCAGCACAAUCAAGAGGCAUGAAGAGCUGUGGGCAGCCCCCGUGCACCCAUUCAAUUGCCAGCUCCACAGGGACAAUGUGUCCCUCCCAGCAGCUGACGCUGUGGCCAGAAAGCAGCCGUUCCCAUGUGGGCUGGGAGCACUGUCAGAGAAGUGGAGGCCCCCUGAGAUCAUUGGGGACCACAAGGAGCUGGUGAGUGCCAAGGAGACAGGAGGAGCAGGGGACAGUGGGGGCCCUGGGGGAGACAGCAGUGUCCCCGAGGUGGGUCCUGGCUCCCAUGGGGACCGAAGCCAGGCUGCUGUCAGCUCUACACUGCCGGAGGUUAGGAGCUACUGCUUGGCACUGAAGCGGAUGGCAGGGGAUCUCCUGUCCCUGCGCCAGCAUGUUGCCAGCCUGGAGGUGGAGAACAGGCACCUGCGGCGCCGCCUGGCCUCACAGGAGGAGUUGGGCCAUGCUCUGCUCACUGAUGUGGACCUGGACGUCAUGACCCAGGAGGAACUGCUGGAUAGGCUUGCCACCCUCAAGCACAAGCUGGCGGCCAGCACAGCGGAGUUGAGGAGGCUGAAGGACCGUGUCCAGCAGUUGCAGAAUGAGCUGAUCCGGAAAAAUGACCGGGAGAAGGACCUGGUGCUGCUCCAGCAAGCCCACCAGCAGCAGCAAGCCACACUGAGGAGGUGCCAGGAGAAGGUGGUCAAGACAAAGGUCUUGGAGGAGAUUGUGCGGCAGCAGGAGAAAGUGAUCAAGGUGAUGGAGUGGAUGCUGCAAGAGAAGCUCACCAGGGUGGGAAGGAGCUCUGAGAAGCCAGUGGGUGAAGUCCUCUCCAGGGAGGUGUACACCAUGCUGCUGGCUGAGAACCACAGGCUGCAGGAGGAGUUGGAGGGGCAUCCCUACCCCUUGCCCCCCAUUACCCCACAGCCCCCAGCCUUGCUGGGUGGUUCUGGGGGCACAGAGAAGCUGUGUCUGCUGGCCAGGCUGGAAGAGGCACAAGUCCGUGGGCGGGUGCUGGAGAGGCAGCUGGAGGAGGUGGCGAGGAGGUGGGGACGGGAGAAGCAGGAGCUCGGCACUCGUCUGCUGGAGGAGGAGCAUGGCUUCCCCCAUGCCCCCACCUCGAACCUGCCAGUGAUCCCCACGGCCCCCCUGAGAAGAUCCCAGCCCAUGGCCCUCCUGCCUUAGCCCAUGCCCAGCAAGAGAAAUGGAGAAACUUAAUGCUGGCAAAAAGCAGACAGUGCUUU